Aaosphaeria arxii CBS 175.79 is the source of this 966-nucleotide messenger RNA. RefSeq names its product carbohydrate-binding module family 18 protein. NCBI's taxonomy places the organism in Eukaryota, Fungi, Ascomycota, Dothideomycetes, Pleosporales. The record is from RefSeq and is a predicted model, not a curated record. The transcript is spliced from 2 exons. Gene Ontology annotation, molecular function: chitin binding. Bases 1 to 966 code for a protein of 321 amino acids.
AUGAAGUUGACUAGCUUUGCCUUCGCGGCUUGUUUGAGCUUUUCGGGAGUCUCGGCGUCGGUGAAUGGAAUUUUCGGAGCUGGAAUUGGAAGCAGAAGCUCUGAAGUGUUGGGAGAGGUUCGCCGUUCCGGGCAUGAGGUGUUUGAAAAACGCAACAAUACCACGCCAAUUGCAAGCCUUUUGACGCGUUUCCUUGACAGAAGACAGCAGGAAGGUCGAUGUGGAGCAGAGUAUGGAGGGCAGCGAUGCUCUAACAACCAAUGCUGCUCAGGAUAUGGCUACUGCGGUAACGAAUUCGAAUUCUGCGGCGAGAUCGUAGGAUGUCAGCCUCAAUAUGGAAGAUGCGGCGACGCACCACCUCAACCACCAUCAUCCAGCGCACCACCACCCAGCUCAACACCACCGCCUCCACCAUCCUCCUCGUCAGUAGUACCACCAAGCUCAACCGUCGUCCCUCCAUCAAGCACCUCAGUCCUCCCCCCUCUCCCAUCAGGAACCCUCAUCUCCUCCAACGGCCAAUGCGGAAACUCGACUACCUGCGCCGGCUCCCCCUUCGGAAACUGCUGCUCUGAAUGGUACUUCUGCGGUAACUCCGCCGCGUACUGCGGUACGGGCUGCCGCUCUGGCUUCGGCACCUGCGGCGGCGUGCAGCCUCCAGUAUCUUCCUCAGCACCUCCUUCAUCGACCCCAGCACCACCCUCUUCAACUCCCGCACCCCCAUCCUCCACUCCACGUCCUCCGUCUUCAACGCCCAUUCCACCACCCUCGAGCACAUCUUCCGCACGCCCCACGCCAACUAUCCCCGUUAGCACGAACGGCCAGUGCGGCAACGGCGUAUCGUGUCUAGGGUCCGUGUACGGCGACUGCUGCUCAGAUUACUUCUGGUGCGGGAACCAGAAUGACUAUUGUAGUAUCAAUUAUGGAUGCCGGCCGGAAUUCGGGAGGUGCAACACUCCGGGGUCUUGA